Messenger RNA from Hyalella azteca, 9776 nucleotides. Its product is annotated as kinesin heavy chain. Lineage: Eukaryota; Metazoa; Arthropoda; Malacostraca; Amphipoda; Hyalellidae. The coding region runs from base 336 to 3218 and encodes 960 amino acids. Gene Ontology annotation, molecular function: microtubule motor activity; microtubule binding; ATP binding. The transcript is spliced from 16 exons. The record is from RefSeq and is a predicted model, not a curated record. Gene Ontology annotation, biological process: microtubule-based movement.
CCUCCCUACAGCUACUCGGAACAAAAUGGCCGCGUAUGGUUACACAUCGAUGAUUUCGUUUAAAUUAUGUUAAUAAAUUUGUAAUUUCCUGAAUUUUGAUCCGCAGAAAUAAUGCGCGUCUGUAUCAAAAUUUAUGACAAUGUGUUAAUUGUACUCAUGUUCCAGUGUUUACCAAAAAUAUAAAUUCCUAAACUGGAUGGGGUGUUGCUAGCGUGCUCAGCUGUGUGAGGUCAUGCGAUAACUGUUGGUCUGACACUGACGCAUCUUAGCUAAUUGAUGCGUCUCCAUAUAAUGUUAAGCUGUUAAUGUGCUCGUGAAAUAGGACUGUUACCAGUAUGGGUGAAGUGCCUCCUGGCGACCAACCUAAUGCCAAUGAAGACUCAAUUCAAGUUGUGGCCAGAUUUCGGCCCUUGAAUGACUCCGAAGAAAGGGCCGGGUCAAAAUUUGUAGUUAGCUUUCCAAGUGGUAAAGGCCAAGAGGAGCAAUUUGUUUCUAUAGGGGGCAAGACGUGGCAGUUUGACCACAUCCUUAAGCCCAACAUCACACAAGAAAAUGUUUACAAUAAAGCAGCCAAGAAUAUAGUCAAAGAUGUGCUCAACGGGUAUAACGGUACCAUCUUCGCGUAUGGUCAGACAUCGUCAGGCAAGACUCAUACCAUGGAAGGAGUCAUGUCUGACCCAAACCUGCAUGGCAUCAUGCCACGUAUCAUCAAUGACAUCUUCCAGCACAUCUACAGCAUGGAAGAGAACCUUGAAUUCCAUAUCAAAGUCUCGUACUUUGAGAUAUAUAUGGAUAAAAUUAGAGACUUGCUAGAUGUGACGAAGGUGAACCUCGCGGUGCACGAGGACAAGAACCGCGUGACGUACGUGAAGGGCGCCACCGAGCGCUUCGUGUCCUCCCCCGAGGAGGUCUUUGAAGUCAUCGAGCUGGGCAAGAGCAAUCGCCACAUCGCUGUUACUAACAUGAACGAGCACAGUUCCAGGUCGCAUUCUGUCUUCCUGAUUCAAGUGAAGCAAGAGAAUAUGGAGACCCAGAAGAAGUUGCUAGGAAAAUUGUACAUGGUCGAUCUUGCUGGCAGUGAGAAGGUGAGCAAGACGGGCGCAGAAGGCACUGUGCUGGAUGAAGCUAAGAACAUCAACAAGUCGCUGUCGGCGCUGGGCAACGUGAUAUCUGCCCUGGCUGAUGGCAACAAAUCACACAUUCCCUACAGAGACUCAAAGUUAACACGCAUCUUGCAAGAGUCGUUGGGUGGCAAUGCGCGCACCACCAUCGUCAUCUGUUGCUCGCCCGCCUCUUAUAACGAGGCUGAGACAAAGUCAACGCUAGACUUUGGUAAGCGAGCCAAGACCAUCAAGAAUGUUGUGUCUGUCAACGAGGAGCUCACGGCCGAGGAGUGGAAGAGGAGGUACGAGAAGGAGAAGGAGAAAGUCGCCAAGCUUAGGAUUCAGAUCGAGAAGAUGGAGUUUGAGCUAAACAAGUGGAGGGCGGGCGAUAAGGUCAGCUCUGAAGACCAGGUGCAGCUUGAAAUGGAUGCCUCCACCAGCUCCUCUAUGCUCAACGCGUCGGUGACGGCGCCGCUGCUGACGACGUCUAUCCUGGAGGGGGACGCCAUGGAGUGGGCGAGGGAGCGUGAGCGCAUCUACCAUCAGCUCGACGAGAAGGACGACGAGAUCCAGCACCAGUCGCAGCUCGUCGAGAAGCUCAACGAGCAGAUGCUCGAGCAGGAGGAGUUGAUCGCAUCAACACGUCGCGACUACGAGACGCUACAGGCGGACAUGGCGCGGCAAGCGAAGGAGAACGAGAGCGCCAAGGAGGAGGUGAAGGAGGUGCUGCAGGCGCUCGAGGAGCUCGCCGUCAACUACGACCAGAAGACCGAGGAGGUCGACCGCCGCACCAAGCAGCAUGAGGCCACCCUCGACGAGCUCAACGCUAAGCAGGCGGCACUACAUGCCGCCACGUCGGAGCUGCAGAGCGUGAGAGAAGCACAAGAGCACCAGAAGAGGCGCAUCACUGAGAUGUUCGUCGCCAUGCUCAAGGAGCUCAAUGAGAUCGGCGCCAUCAUCGGUAGCAGCAACGACGCCCUCAAGCAACUGAGCGAGAACGAAGGCAAGGCAGAAGAAGAGUUCACGGUGACGCGGCUUUACAUCUCCAAGAUGAAGUCUGAGGUGAAGAACUUGGUGCAGAAGGUGGGUUCUCUCGACACCACCUCGGGAGACCUCCGUGAGCAGAUCAGCACGCAGGAGAAGGAGCUGCAGGAGUGUCGACUGCUGGUCUCCCAGCACGAAGCCAAAGUCAGGACCUUGAGCCAGAACAUCAAGGAUACCGAGACCAAGAAGCGUGCCCUUGAGGAGCAGGUUGAUUGCGUUCACCACAAGCAGGUGUGUUGUAAGCAGAUCCUGCAACACACCGAGCAGCACCACAAGCAGGUGUGUUGUAAGCAGAUCCUGCAACACACCGAGCAGCACCACAAGCAGCUGUCAGCGCUGCGCGAUGAGCUGACGGACAAGCAGACGCUGAUCUCAGAGCUGAAAGACGAGAACCAGCGCCUGACGGUGACUGCUGAACAAGUGCGAGCUGACUACGACAAGCUUAAGGCUGAGGUUGCUGACAAGAGUCAGAAGCUGAACGAGCUGGUGAGCGUUCAGGAGCGCAAGGAGCAGGCGCGGCAAGACCUCAAGGGGCUCGAGGAGACCGUCGCCAAGGAGCUGCAGACUCUGCACAACCUGCGCAAGCUCUUCGUGCAGGAUCUGCAGGCUAGAGUCAAGAAGUCGGGCACUGGCGAAGAAAGUGAUGAAGCGGGAGGGUCACUGGCGCAAAAGCAGAAGAUCCAGUUCCUGGAAAACAACCUGGAUCAGCUGACGAAGGUGCACAAGCAGCUGGUGCGCGACAACGCUGACCUCAGGUGCGAGCUGCCCAAGCUCGAGAAGCGCCUCAGGGCGACCAUGGAGCGCGUCAAGGCCUUGGAGACGGCGCUGAAGGAGGCGAAGGAGGGAGCCAUGAAGGACCGCAAGAGAUAUCAACAGGAGGUCGACCGCAUCAAGGAGGCCGUCAGACAGAAGAACCUGGCGCGACGCUCCCUCGCUGCUCAGAUAGCCAAGCCCAUCAGGGCAGGACAAGCACCCAUCCAAGCGGUCGCCAUGCCGAUGUCCUUGAGAGGAGGAGGUGGAGGUGCGGGUGUAUACCAGCCCCCCAGCCAGCGUAGGACUGGACCUCAGUAGUGACGUCACCACCACGUCCCUCUAAUACCAUAAGGACAAGUGAGGGGAGACGCCCCUACCGCCACGUGGGGGGCGACACCCCUACCACCACGAGGGAGGGAAGCCGCAUCAGGUCGUUCUUGUGGCCGCCUCUCCGUUGCGAUCGUCAGGGCUCCUGUUUCAUGGGAAGGGAAGAGGGCGGGAGGUAGAGUUUUCAUUCCGUCUGGUUGAUUUUUUCUCACAGUACGAGAAAGUUCUACCCGAAACGCAUGAAAUUUCUUUUGACGUGAAAUGACUUAUUCCUCCCACUCUUUUCUUCUCCCCGCCUUCCAAACCUUCAUCUUCGUCUCUUGGUCACACUUGGACUUAUAGGAAAAAACUUGUACUGUGAAUGCGUCUUAACUUUCCAUUUAAAUCGUCUGAACAUUCUUUCACGUAUGGUGAAACUCUUGCAUAACUUUUAGGACGAAUUUUAAUUUGACCUGUAAGUCCUGUAUUUCUGUUGCGUAGCAUGGAGUUUGAGCUUUACUAUUUCACGAAUGAAUUAUUCCAACGAUGUCGACAGUAAGGUUCGUUUGUUUUCAAGAGACUACAUGUGAGGUGAAAUUUCUUCGUUGUGAGCAGUGAAGAGUUUAUGCCCGGGAUCUUCUUAGCGAUCUCUCUUCUGGGUUACUAUGGCGAGGAAACAAAUUUUUCUUUUCGUAGACGUACAGAAAUAUCAUUUGUCAGAUACGGAGCUUCACUUCUAGCGAUCAUUUAUUUUCUUUAUGCACCUGACGCUGAGAGAGAUUUCGUGUGUUUUAUCUGUCUCUGCAUUAUUGUGCUCCACUACUCAUAACACUCGCUUGGGUCGCCUGGUAGAAAGAUGCUCACUUGUGGCGACACUUCGCGCCCUGUUAUAUAAGAUUUACUGUGCAAUUAUACAAGUCCAGGUCCUGAUUCUGGGAACUGUUGCGCUUAAAACUCAGAUGUGGAGCUGCCGGAUCAGGCAAUACUUGAUUUCAUGGAAAAUAACGUUUAGUAUUUAUUAAGCAUCUCGGCUGUGUUGUGUAGCUGUCAGUUUAGACUGUAUUUCAUUCCUCCGGGAAGUACGGGAAAGUUGAAUGAUGAAGUAUGAAAGCUGAAAUUUGUGCGGGAACGUUGAGUGAAACUGGGCGAGAAUUUUCUUUCAUUUAAAGGAUGCAAUGACGAGAGAAUAAUGUAAAAGCAAGCCAUGUAGUUGUUGGUAUUACUACUUCAUGAUGGACUAAAUUAAAGUAGAUAAUGUAUGCAUGGAAUGCAUUUAUAACUCGAGUUUGUUAAUUAAGCAAAGUAGACUUUGAGGCUGGAUUUUGGGAAAUACGUAAAAUUCGGAAUAGAAAUCAGUGCAAUGACAAACAAUGUCGAAAGCUGAAAUGUAAUAGUUUCGGGAUUACAUUCAUUAGCUAAAUAGGUAGGUUAGCAAGUCCUAAUAAUGCGUGUUAUUUGAUUUGGUGCUAGCCACGAAAACCUCGGGUAUCGUACGAAUAGCAUGGCUAUCAGAGCAUGCGAACUAGCUUGGCGGGCUGCUGGAAUAAGAGGAUCAUAGAGGCGGUAUAGCGAUGCCACUAGAGCGAUCCAUACCUAAGUAGCAGCAGCUGAAAUAAUGUGUAAAGCGUUGCAGUUAGUUUCAAUUAGUGAAAAAGGUAUGUAGGAUUAAAUUGUUGUAGGGAUGAAGAUUGCAAUAUCUUACGAGGAAGAAGGAAUGUUUAUUACGCAAAUAGAAACGUAUGAAGUUGGAACUAAGAAGGCAGAGGAAACGAGCCUUGGUAAGGGUGGAAAUGGUGUGGAGAGAAUUAACUAAAUUGUAAAAAUUGAACGGAAGUUUCACCAUAAGUACGAAAAGAAUAAUCAGAUUGGUAGAGAUAUAUAACCCGCUGUAAAUUGAAUUUGUUAGAAACGUAUUAUUUUGGGUGGUUAAGUAAAAUUAGGAUAGCAUAGGACUACUGACUUCGAGAGUUGGCCUGCAGCAUCACGUGUCUUGCUGACGACUUCUCGCCCGCAUAGCUCAUCCUCUGCUGUCCAGCGUCUGGAUCUAUCUUAGAUCCUGGAUCUUGAUCAAUUAUCAUUAACCUGCUUCUUGAUCUGGCGAUCGUUAUUUCUUACUGAAUACGACCAAAGACUAACCAGCUUUCUGAGCUGACGUCUCUGUCAGGGCUACUUUUUCAACAAGUAAUCUUCAGUGGAGCUGAACUUUGAACCUAACCAUCCGAGGUCUCAGUACCUACAAGACCAAACAUUCAAAUAAUUUUGGCAGUCGAUACGUGACGACGACAUCGUUAUUUCGUAAAGUCCUCUGUGUGUUUGAAGAUGAGUCGCCAUAUCCGGGCUUUUUAUACAUAGCAUGUCUUCAGUAUUGCAUUGCUUCACUAUUCCCAUAUUGCCUUAGACAAAUAUAAUCAAAGCUCGAAAUGCCAGCUGUGCAGUACUUAGCUGUGGGUGCAGUGCGCUGGAGUACAGCCGUGGACAUGGCCUCGUGUGGUACUUGUUUUGCACAGCACUGGAAAUGUGAGUUAUGAUGCUGCUGUGGGACGUGCUGAAAUGUAACUCCUCAAACUAUGCUCUUAAUGUUGUGAUGAGUUGGUAAGUUUCUAAGUAGGUAAAUUUUAGGAAUUUUAACAAUGUUUGGAUUCAGUAUGUUAUGAUUAUGAAGCGAUACAUGCUAUACUCGCACGGUCGAGGUUCCUGUAGCAUAGAACAUCGCCGUGGCUUGCUGACGCCUCAGCCAUGUAAUGCGGCGCGCGGUCUUCUUUAGAGCUACGGGGGUUUCACAGUUCGGUGGUUCAUAUUAUUACAGAACUGGAAAUUAGCUAAUAUUUUCUCAUUUUCCCACUAAGUAACUUUUAAUUUUCUUAACGGGCAAUCUAUUUAGCGACUUCCUUCAUGCAAGACCAAAACAGAUCUUGUUUGGCCAAAUUACUUUCCUAAUUAGGUUGUAUAUUUUAAGUGUAGUAUUUUUUGGCAGUCGACGACCGAGUGUUGCAACUCACUCUUCCAUAAACAAGCGUGUCAAGUAUUCACUAGAAUGGGGGUUUGUUGAGAUUAAAUGUAGCAAAUAUAAAUGAAAGGAAUUAUGUGCGUCGGUCAUCACGGUUUUAUUGUUAGUAGGGCGGCACACACAAAACGCUUUUGUGCCUCAAUGCUAAGCGAGGCAACAACAAACUUCUAAUUAAUGGUUUUCAGGAGCCACUUUUUAUUGCUUUAAUAGUUCUGCGUGCCUCCGACGAUGUUAGUCUUUCACUUCCAUUAGAUGACUUCAUGUGUGAGAGUGCUGUGUGAUGUGCACCUCAUCGUUUGAGAGGCUGCGUUGCAUGAUGUGCACCUCAGCGUUUGAGGGGCUGCGUUGCACGAUGUGCACCUCAGCGUUUGAGGGGCUGCGUUGCACGAUGUGCACCUCAGCGUUUGAGGGGCUGCGUUGCACGAUGUGCACCUCAUUAUUGUGAUGCUGAGAUUGAUGAAAUGAUUCGUGAACUACCGCAGCUUCACGAUUUCUCUGACACUUUGAUGUGAUGUAACCUUUAUAACUUUUUAUUUGGAAGUUUUGUAUUGUUCGUAGUGGAAGUUUGUUGACAUAUUUUCUAUAUUAUCAUUAUUUCUAUUAUUUUUUCUUUCUAUAGUUGUAACAGUUUUCAAAUCAGGUUUCCUGUGUACUUAGUUGACAUCGUAUCUUGUCUUCUCUGUUAUUCAGCUUACUAAAGUAAACACGCAGGCCGAUGGCAUCAAUGGCAUGGGCCUUGUAUGACAUGGGCCACAUGAGGCAUGGGCCACACUUGGCAUGUGGCGCAAAUGUCAUGGGUCAUACAUAUAUAACCCCCAGUCACACUCACUGAGUCGCCCUCUUACAGACGCUAUUUAUUUUUCGUGCAUAUUUAUUUCGUUCGUCGUAGUAUACCAUUUACUGCCUAUGCCGGCAAGUUCGUCUCCUUAUUGUAAUGUUAUUCUUACCUGGAAUAAGAUACAAGUUGGGCAGGGACGGGUCGAGGACUAUAGAUCUGAGUUUCUCCUAUUCUAGCUUUACUUGUAUACCGAAAUUAUUUCAACGCUGCUUUAAGUUAUCGAUUUAAUCUUGUGGUGAUGAUUUUGUGGUGCUGCGUCAAUGUCGGAUGGUGAUGAACUGGUGAGGCUAAUGUUCUCCAUUCCCAAUAAUAAACUCCAGUUAGAAACCAGAUCAUCCCAGUAACCUCUGCUCCCUUAUAUGCCUUGUCAGGUCGGUAGUCGAAGCUUGUUUUGACAUAUCCAUCAUAACAUGACUUCUCGCAUUUUAUUACGAAUAUUGUAUGUACUGUAUGGCUUGCCUUUGUAUUCUUUAGGCUUGGCGAUAUCUUGAUGAAACUAAUGAUUCUCUUCAUUCUGUAUCAUACUAAUGACAUAAUUCUGCAUGUCGCGAGUUCUCGGGUCAUCAUCGUUGGCCUGACGAACCUGAACGUGUAUGAGGCUCUCGUUUAAGCGUGGGGUUGGCUGGGACUAGUGACUCCGUAUUUUGUCUCAAGCUUGAUCGCGGAGGGAGGGAAGGAAGGUUGCUGCUGUAUGAUUGCGCGAUUACUGCAGGAUUGUUUCUUUAAAGCAUUUGUAGCUUAACCUAGGAUUGACCCGCCUGGGUAUGCGGUCUUGUGCGCCUAUAAGACCUCAAUUUGCCCCUAUAUAGUUGAAAUAGCUCUGAAUGUACGUACUUUUUUUGACUUGCCUGCGGUUCAUAAAGAUAUGAAGCUUUAUCUAAAGUCAUACUUAGGUUCGUGCUUCUGGUCGAUUCUUCAGCUGCCGAUUCAAGAGUGAAGCACUUUUCGUGAGAGGUCCUUAAAUCCAGCUCCAAUUUAGACAUUUUUAACGCAUUUGGCGUCUACAGAAAUUGCUUCAGGCAACGCUUUUUAGACAAAGCAAUCCGUAGUUCUUUUUACAUAAUGCCCAUCAUUUUAACUUGUAUCGGAGUAGUAUAUAAAGUAUCUUUUAAAUUUUAUUUUUGUCAUUUGAACUUCAAGCGAUUUACUGGGUCGCUCUGCCACGAAGCCACCACGUGCAGAAAGAUGUUUAGAUUGUCAACUUAACUGAAGCUUGUUGUUGCAGCAACAAGUGAUGUCAACACCGACAGACAGGCCAGGAGACUUAUUGAUUUAUACGGUAAAUUAGUGAACGCCGUUUGCAAGACUCAAAACCUUUAACUUAUUAUUUUCGACAUUUUGCUCCUAAGGAUUUCAUCUUGAGCGGAGGCAAAUGUGUAAUUUUCACUUUUACCGCUUAGUUUUCUUGUGUAGAGUACGUGAAAUGUACAUGUUUUUUAAUGUAUUUGUGCCCCGUAAACUUCACAUGAGGUAAUGUUUCUAGUGCACAAUAGGAUUUUCUUAUACCAAAGAUUGCCUUUGUCGAGCCGAAAUUAUUGCUGCCGCCUACCAACCAGCGAUCCUUGAAUCGGCUCACGCAAUGAUGUGCUGGCCUGCGGAAAUGAUUGUGCGGGCCUGUGCAAAUGAUUGUGCGGGCCUGUGCAGUAAUUGUGUCGGCCUACGCAAGUGAUUGUGCGGGCCUGUGUUAAUGAUUGUGCGGGCUUGUGCACAUGAUUGUGCUGGCCUGUGCAGUGUGCAGUGAUUGUGUCGGCCUACGCAAAUGAUCGUGCGGGCCUGCGCAAUGAUUGUGUCUUCAUACGCCGGGCUUCAUGUCGGUCCACACAAUGGUCAUCUGGACCGACAUGAAUCUCAAGCCCUGGAACGAUGCUUAAGUGUUCGCCGAGAAUUGUUCUACGGGGCAGUAGAUGGCUUGCUAUUUCAUUUACCAACUAACAGACGACUUAAAUGGUCGUGUUUCACAUUUCAAAUGAAUUGCUAGGAUUAUAAAAUAAUUGUUCAAGCCUUAAGGCGCAAGCAACUACGAUCAAUUCCCAAAAAUCACUGCACAAGAGGGCCAAGCAGUUUUCUUGUCCACGAUACCUGCCCUCAGGCAUUGCACUCUUCUCUAAUUGCCUCCACUGACGCGGUUAGCUUAGUGACUUGUUUCUCUUGAUGUAACUAAUGCAUGCUUCUACUGUCGGGGGCUGUGACUCAAUCCAUUACAAGCACUGGCAGAGCUGAGCCUAUCCAUUACAUUGACUCUAAUGGGACCUAAUUUAUGUACUCUAAUAGUGUGAUGACGAUCCAUUAUGUAUACAUUGUUUCGUUAUUAUCCCUGUUUGAGGUAACGAAAGUUGCGGCGCUAGUUCAUUCAGGUGAUAUUCUUCUAAUGUGGUUUGCACUUGGUGUAACUAUCAGGCGACGCUACCCAGAUGCUAAUGUGCAGGCAGCAUUAGCUAAGUUGUAGUACUGUAAUGACGUGCAGCUGCUAUCACCACGAAGACUGUAAUAGAGUGAGCCCAUUAGAUGGACCGCGGUAAUGGGCGGCAGUGUCCUGUGAUGGGUUACGACGUCAUCAUUGGUAUAUCUUUCUCGUGCACAUUUCAGGGGCUGUAUAAGCUGUAGAUCUCCGCCCUUCAUUUCUAUUUCGUUAGUUAGUUCGUUUGUUUGCAUAUGAAGAAUGAUGACUUGAAGCUCUGGUUGAAAUGCAUAAGAUUUGUAAGAUGUAAACUCGUGAACAAAACUC